AUGCAAACAAUUUUUGUUCUUGAAGUUCCUGAAUUAUCUUCUUUCUGCCUUGUCCUGUUGUAUGUUCUAAGUUAUUCUGGCCUUUCAUUUGUUGUUUUUUUAAUAAGGAUCAUCUUUCUGUUUACAGAGUCAUGUUUACAUAAAACACCAAAGAGAUCGUUGAGUAGGAAAUCCCGUAUACGUACUUUCAGCUCUCCUGUUAAUGACACCGAUAUACAGCACGAAAUCUUUUGGGAUCCUCAUUCACCAAUUGCACACAGACUAGGAAAUGGAAAAACCAAACAGUCUACCAGUAGAUGCGCAGUAGAAAUUUCAGAAAUUGUUAAUCGUAUUGCUCCUCAGGAUGAAAAAGCAGCCUGUAAUGAAGGCUCCCUUUUAGGGACAUGGAUUGGUGAGGAUGCUAUUCCCUGUACCCCUGGAGUAGUAAAAGUGCGAGCUAGGACGAAGUUAAGUUGUACAAGAGAUCUUAAAAUAAAAAAUCCUGAAGAGGAGCUCAUGAAAUUGGCUAAGGAAUUUGAUAAAAAUUUAGUAGAGCUAGAUGCUGUUCAGGAACAAGAGAAGCUUGGUCAUGACUUCAUCCAGAUUGCCUCAGAGUCUUUAAAUAAUUCUAAAGAGGAAGUAAAUAUGAAGAACCUGAAAUCACUUCUUGGUGAAGUUUCUGAAACAGAUACUGCUCUGUCCCUGAAACCAGUUGGACAGAGCACUGGCAUCCCUGCUGCAGAGCCCUGUCAAUCUAGCAGUCAAAAGUCUAUAGACCUUGAGGCUGAACUAGCCCUUCGUGCUCUUUUUGACUGCUCUACCCAGAAGUGUAGCGGACAGUUGAGCCAAGGAUUAUUAGGUAUUUCUUUAAAUAAUAAUUUCCAUGAAAAUAAAAGCACUUUGGAAGAGGAACACCUUCCUGAGGAAAUUAAAGACAUGCAACAUGGUAAUUCAGAGGCAUAUCAAAAAGAUACUCCAUGCGCACCAGGAAGUGUGAACCAGGCUUUUCUAAAACCUGAUACUCACAUGGUGACAAAAAAUAAUCCUUGUUCUUUGAAGACACAAUUGGUUGUCUCCAGUAAAGUUGCUGGAGUAGUUAAUGAUGAUUUUGAUGACUGGGAUACAGAUUUUUUGGCAGAUGACUCUUUUGUGAUGCAAAUAACCCAAAAUCCUGAAUUGCUAAGUACUGAAGAAGCACCACCUAUUCCUACAAAUCCAUCUGUGCAUGGUUUCAGUGAUGCUAACAGAACAAAGGAAAGAAGUAGUUGCAAUUCAGUAACUUCUUUGGGCAGUGUAAGCAAACCUAACAGUUUACAGUUUUCACCUUUGAAACAUUCUAGUAACAACGCACAAAAUGUUGCAAAAUCUCUUCCUUUGCAAAAGCCAUAUAAUAAGCCAGAAAGCUCAAAGACAGAGACCAUAGCCUUUCGUGCGAAAUGUGACAUUAAGCCAGAUAAAAUAAAUUCUAUUUGGAAAAGUGCCCAAAACAGUGAUUUGAACUAUAUUCCUAUUUCAAUGCAACCUGAAGUGAAGAAUGGAAAUGAAACUAUUCAGCCUAAAAGUGACAGUCUUCCUCUUUUUCCUUCAAGAUCUAAUCCUCAUAGACAAUGGACUGAAAAACCUGGGAAUAACACACACAAUAUUUUCUGUCAAUCAUCCAGUGUUUCUACCAAUACGAAAGCUAAUGAUCUAACUAAAGCGGUUAACCAAGCUAAUACAAGUCACUUAAAUCAAGUUGAAAUACCAAAGAAAUGUCCUCUGUCGUUUGAUGACUGGAAUGAACCGAAAUUCUCUGAUGAGAUACUAGAUAUGUUUUGUGAAUCCGAUAGUCUUUGGGAUGCAAACUGUGAGGAUGAUGAAUUGUUGUAUCAGGUGUGUGAUAAUAUAGAAAAGCAGACUCAGAGCCAGGAUGUUAAACAAGGAAAUGAAAGAGCUAAAACUAUACAAGGAGCCAGUAUUAAUUCCAGAUCAAGUGCUGAUAACAGCUUCCCUGCAUCUAAACAAGGACUACCUGAUCUCCUUUUGGCACAAAAACCAAACACAAAACAGGACACUUUCUCGCUAAAUGAUUCCUGUAGGAAUUCGUCAAAGGUUACACGUGGACUGGCCACAAUGGGUCACGUAGUGAACUGUAAAAACGUCUCAAGUCCUCUAACUGUGAUCGCAGGUACUUCUGUGGAGUGUAAAUACACAUUGUCUAAAAACUCUCAUCAAGCUGCUUCUGAAGAUACUGCAAAGACUCUUUCAGGAAAAUGGUACAGGUCAAAUUCUGUGCAAGCAAGAGAGACUGGUUCUGAAAUAAGUCCUGUUAAUGCAGUAAACAUUUCUAGCAGCAAAACAAUAGAAAGCCGAGACUAUUUGUAUAAUACGGGAAAGAUACCAAAUAACAGUUCUGCUAACAAAACAUCGCUUAUGCCUUCAAAGUUUAAGUUCCGAAAGACUAACAAUUCUCAGGGUGCUCUUCAUGUAGGGUCUGAAAAUCCAGGGAGCCAUUCUGGCAUUGGAAUUACUCUGCAGGGUUUGGAAGGAAGCAAGAAUCAGGUGAAUGUGACUUUGCACAGCAAGCUUGACAAUAAGAAACCACCUUUCAAGAGGCACCUUUCAGAGUCUUUUGCACUGCCUACAUCAGUGUCUGUGGUGGAACAAAAAAAUAGAAAAUGUUCUCAAGAAGAGAUUGAAAGAAAAAAACAAGAAGCUCUUGCACGAAGAAAAUCCAGAAUGCAGGCAUUCUUUAAAGAUGCUUGAAUUUGGAGUUUAUUUUGUCUAUGGAGUAAGUUUUUGGGAGGGAAAUACUGUAAUGCUGGAAGACACUCUUUAAAAUCUGUUCACAGCUACUGACAGCAAGCUUUUUCUGUUCCUCAAUUUAAAAAAAUCUUGACCUGAACCAUAACUAAUACUCUGGUGGUAUUUAGUCUUAACUACCAGUUGUAAAUGUGUAGUCCCAAACUAUCUUUAGCACAAUGAAGAUUGUAUUGAGUUCACAUACUGUUAUGUGUUGAAAUUGUAUAGUCUGAAAAUCAUCAGAGCAUGAAAGCUUUUGUAUACACAUGUGAGUAGAAGAUGUCAAAAACUGACUGUAUAUGUUUUGGCUGUAUUUCUCUUAUUGCAAGUAUUUUAAUUUAUAAGAAGACUCUCAAGUACACACAGACUAAGAAAUACUAAUGUUUGCUCUCAGGUAGAAGAAAGUUUUUAAGUUUUGGUUUAAAGAAAGUACAAUCUAGAAAACAUCCAACAUCAGAAAACUAAUGGAAAUGAACAGGAUUUGGAAAGCAUGCUCCAUGACCUUAGGUAAGAAUUGUACAUAGUGAAGGAAGAACUUAAUAUAAAUUAAGUUUUGUAAGGUGAAAAAGCAUUCUGGAAAGGAUAUUUUAUCUUUUGUUUUGUUUUGUUUUUCUAAUUCCCUUCAUGAAGAGUUGGAAAUACCCUAGCUAACAAAAUUGGACCACCUUUUUCUAAACAUGCAUUACUGAGCUAAUUAAUAAAGCUAGCCUGUGUCAUUUUGCCAAACCGUGAGCCAUAUAAAAUAUCACGUGAAAUCUCUACAACUAUGAAUCAGUUUAGCCUUAUGGGUUGUACAUAUUUUUCAAACUAAAGGCUGUUGAAACAUAAAAAUGCAAUGUCAUGUCAGCUUAACAGGGGCUGAUAGAAUUUUUGAUGUGAUAGAUGGGUGCAGAGCUCAAACUGCAAAAAGU
Messenger RNA from Egretta garzetta (little egret), 3671 nucleotides. It is a transcript of the gene ETAA1, whose product is annotated as ETAA1 activator of ATR kinase. NCBI's taxonomy places the organism in Eukaryota, Metazoa, Chordata, Aves, Pelecaniformes, Ardeidae. Bases 1 to 2724 code for a protein of 907 amino acids. The record is from RefSeq and is a predicted model, not a curated record. The transcript is spliced from 5 exons.